UAUUAAAACCUUUUCAAACAUCCCAUACCAAAACAUUCAACUGAUUAAAACCAUGGCAUCAACUAUAUCUGAAACAACCACCAACUCCACACCGGAAAAUAACGUUACGAUCACUGAGAAAAUCUAUACUAGAGUACGUCUCGCUACGAAAGCAGACCUCUACCAUAUAUACCAACUGUUUUACCAAAUCCAUGCAUACCAUAACAAUACUCAUCUUUACAAAGCGACUGAGUCCUCCUUACAAAACUUGCUCUUCAAAGAAAAUCCUCUUCCACUCUAUUACGGACCAUCUGUUCUUCUACUUGAAGUUUCUCCAACCCCUUUUACCGAAUCCAAGCUUACCACGAACGAAGGCUUCAAGCCCGUCCUUAAAACAUUCGACCUUAAAUUUCCCGUUGUGGAAGGAGAAGCAGAUGAGUUCAGGUCCAAGUAUGAUGAUGGAAAUGAUAAACGAGACGUAUUCAUCGCGGGAUAUGCAUUCUUUUACGCCAACUAUUCGUGCUUCUAUGACAAACCCGGCUUCUAUUUUGAGAGCCUUUACUUCAGGGAGAGUUACAGAAAGUUGGGAAUGGGGAGAUUGUUGUUCGGAACUGUUGCAUCCAUUGCUGCAAACAAUGGCUUCGUUUCGGUAGAAGGGAUAGUUGCAGUUUGGAAUAAGAAGUCUUAUGAUUUUUACAUUGAAAUGGGGGUUGAAAUAUUUGAUGAGUUUAGGUAUGGGAAAUUGCAUGGUGACGCUCUUCAAAAGUAUGCUGAUAAGGAGAAAAAUGGUGAAGGGAGCUGUUAGUUUUUUAAAUUUUUUUUGCUUUUGCUUAAUCGUGUAAUUUAUCAAUUUCUUCUUGUUGUUCUACAUUUGUGUUUGAAAAAAUUAAAUUGGUGAUCAUAUAAUAUCUAUUGCAAAAAGAAUAUUGACAUCUUUUUA
Molecule: messenger RNA, 919 nt
Organism: Nicotiana attenuata
Lineage: Eukaryota; Viridiplantae; Streptophyta; Magnoliopsida; Solanales; Solanaceae
Product: tyramine N-feruloyltransferase 4/11-like
Exons: 1
Coding region: 53-784 (243 amino acids)
Molecular function (GO): N-acetyltransferase activity
Source: RefSeq, a predicted model, not a curated record